This is a messenger RNA of Theobroma cacao (cacao), 2074 nucleotides long. RefSeq names its product DNA-binding protein. Gene Ontology annotation, biological process: positive regulation of transcription by RNA polymerase II. Gene Ontology annotation, molecular function: histone binding; RNA polymerase II transcription regulatory region sequence-specific DNA binding; chromatin binding. NCBI's taxonomy places the organism in Eukaryota, Viridiplantae, Streptophyta, Magnoliopsida, Malvales, Malvaceae. The record is from RefSeq and is a predicted model, not a curated record. Gene Ontology annotation, cellular component: nucleus.
AAGCAGUUGUAGACUACGUUUCGAUAUUCCUUUCAGGAGCAAAGAUCAGGUGCUCCUCACACACAAUAUCAAACUUAGCUCUCUCUUUACUUUUAUUUUUUUUCCUUUUUUUUUGGUUUUUCUCUUGCUUUGCUCGCCGGUAAAUUCAUCAUAAAAAUGAGCGGCGAUCGACCGGGUUCCUUCGGUUUUCCGGUGAUAAAGAAAGGGAAGUUUUGAAUUGGGAUGAUGUAAGCAGAGUUCGCAUACUUUGAUUGAGAGUUAAAGAAGAAGAUAAAAGUGCUCUGUCUCCAAUUGAAGUAGAGGGAAACUGGAAAGAAAUGUCUUUUCAGAAUAAAAGUUUUUGGAUGGCAAAGGGUCCUGCGCAUAUAUCCGAUGGGGAUGCAGCAUUUGAUAAUCCGUCCCGAAUUGAACCUAAGAGGUCUCAUAAUUGGUUUGUUGAUGCUGAACCACAGCUGUUCCCCAGCAAGAAGCAAGCUAUACAAGCUCCAAACAACAAAUCAAGUUCUGGAAUAUCUAAUUUAAAUGUUUCCCCUUGGGAAAAUGUUUCCAGUUUUCAAUCAGUUCCAAGCCAAUUUAUUGACCGGCUGUUUGGCUCUGAUUCUGAAAGGCCUGUCAAUUUCACUGAAAGGAACAUAUCUCCUGUUGAAGUGGAUAACAUAAGACGAAAAGCAAUUGAAGACCAUUUUGGUGAAGAUGCCUCUGUUGGUUCGUCGAUAUCUCAUACCAUGGAAGAUCCUGAAACAUGUUUUAAUUAUGGUGGAAUUAGAAAAGUCAAGGUCAAUCAAGUUAAAGACUCUGCUAACAGUAUGCAUGCACCAAAGGAACAUAGUUUUAGUAGGGAAAAUAACAGUGACAUGACUACAAUUGAGGCCUAUGACAGGGAAAAUGAAAGUAGUUUCAUUUCAAUGGGGCAUAGCUAUGACAAGGAGUAUGACAAUGUUGCACUAAUGGGUCAUACCUACAACAGGGGUGAUACUCAUAUCAGAACAGCAACUCCUGCCUAUGGUAAGGGUGAUGAAAUUCCUAUAUCAAUGGGCGACACUUAUGGUAAGGAGGAUGCCAAUAUUCUUUCUUUUGGUGGCUUUCAUGAAGAACAUGAGAUUAUUCCUGUGGGGAGGCCUCUAAGUAGCUUUGAGCCAUCAUACACUCCAUCUUCCAAUCCAUCAUCGGAAGGAGCUUCAGAAAAACAGCUGGAUGCAUCAACUGCUGUUGUAGUUGCAAGUACUACUCGGACUCCUAAAUUAAGACCUGAAUCUGCUUCAAGGACUAAACCAGAGUUGAAAUCAUCAAAGAAAGAAGCUCCAAACAGCUUCCCUUCAAAUGUCAGAAGUUUGAUAUCGACCGGUAUGCUAGAUGGUGUACCUGUGAAGUACAUUUCCUUGUCACGGGAGGAGCUUCGUGGAGUCAUAAAAGGUUCUGGCUAUCUUUGCGGGUGUCAAUCAUGUAACUUUUCUAAGGUGCUGAAUGCUUAUGAGUUUGAGCGCCAUGCUGGUUGCAAAACAAAACAUCCGAACAAUCACAUUUACUUUGAGAAUGGAAAGACUAUUUAUCAGAUAGUACAAGAAUUGAGGAGCACUCCUGAGAGCUUGUUGUUUGAUACAAUUCAAACCGUGUUUGGUGCACCAAUUAAUCAGAAGUCCUUUCGCAUUUGGAAAGAAUCAUUUCAAGCAGCAACUCGUGAGCUUCAGCGUAUUUAUGGGAAGGAAGAACUAAACCUGUAAGACGAAUGUUCCAAACAGGUCUGGAACAUUCGUCUUUGUCAGAAUGUAAGAUAGAGAAACAAUCUCUUUCUUGAAUCAUGUGUAUAGAAAAAUGUGUUGAGUUUUUAGUAAAUUACCUACUCUGUAGGCAUAGGAUGGGCGACUGAUGCUUUCUGUUCAUAUUAAGGCUAAACUGAUUCAAAACAAUGUAUUGUAUGCAUUUGGUCAUUGAGAUGAGGUGUUUGGUAGACAAAGAAGUGUAAAUAAGAAUGCAAGGAGAGCUUAUAUGCUCAUGUUUUUAGGUAUUACAUGUAGGGCAUUACUCGACUCAACAUAUCAGCUUUUCCCCAAUGGUAGUUCUUCUUUCGGUGUUA